Messenger RNA from Drosophila bipectinata, 367 nucleotides. RefSeq lists its product as uncharacterized. The record is from RefSeq and is a predicted model, not a curated record. Lineage: Eukaryota; Metazoa; Arthropoda; Insecta; Diptera; Drosophilidae.
UCCUCGCCUUGACCAUGCACCUCAGUCAGCAUAUCGUCGUGCUAUUUCUGUGGCUCUGCUGCGCUCUACUCGGCGUUCGAGGCCAGCCUUGGCGUUGGGGACCUGCCUCGAAUAGUGGACCGAUCGGUGGACCCGCCUGGAAUGGAGGGUCUAACGAAACCACCGACAACAUAGUCAUCCACUCGAACGGCGGCGGAAAGUGGCGUUACUAAUUUAAAACAUUCACUUUGUUGCAAUUCUAAAAAUGGAUAUUGUUUUGUAACUAUUUUUAACAUGAAAAUUUAACAGUCACGACCCAGUCACUGUCAUACUUUAAAGUUUUUAUGAUCAUAUACGUAACAAUAUUUAAAAUAUACUCAAAUAAAUA